Molecule: messenger RNA, 191 nt
Organism: Meloidogyne enterolobii
Lineage: Eukaryota; Metazoa; Nematoda; Chromadorea; Rhabditida; Meloidogynidae
Source: the annotation of a GenBank genome assembly
CAAUGAAGACAGUAAUUGAAGAAAAUGAAAACGAACAAAAUAUUAAUAAAAAUAAUUUAAUAACUAAUGGGCAAUCAAAAAAUUGGGUUUCUUUUAAUAAAGAAAAAGGCGAGGAUGGGGGUAGUAUUUUAUUAAGUCCAGUCAAAAUGGCUGCAAACUCUUCUUCAUCUGAUCGGCAACCUACUGGUUAG